UACCGCGAAUGAGUCAUGCUUUCGUAUUAGUGAUACUUCAAAGAUUCUACAGAACAUUGUUUCUUUGUAAUAUAUAUUUUACAAUGAAUUCAGAACAUCGUAAAAGGAUUGAUUUAUAUUGUGAUAUCAUAGUACCUAAACUGAAUAUAAUGAAAUUAUGGCCUAAGUUACUAGAGAAUGGGAUUUUUAACAUUGAUGAUAUUAAUAUAUCUACAUGGAAAAGGAACUUUGACAAAGAAGAAACUGUUAAAAGCAUUUGGUUAACAAUUAAAACUAGAGGACCAUUUGCAUUUCAAAAUCUGCUUUUGAGUUUACAACAAAGUGAUCAUGAAGAAUUAGCAGAAAUGUUAGAUAAACGGACAGAUGAAAAUACAGAAAUAAAUGACAAUUAUUUUUCUCGUAUCAAGGAUACUGCAGAACCUCUACAAAUCAAAGUGAGAAAAGCAAAAGAAUUUUCAAGUGGUCCGAUUAACAGUAUCAUUAAAACUUAUAGAAUGAGAAGUAAUCCUCGUGGAUUGGUUUUAAUCAUUACAAAUAUUGAUUAUAAUCCUAAUAUACAAAAAUCUAGAAAGUCAGCAAUACACGAUGAAAUAAAUCUUCAAAAAUUGUUUGAAGAAAUGGGAUUUUCUGUUGAAACAUAUAGCAAUUUGACAGGACAGCAAAUUAUAGAUCGCGUUAAAACAUUUUCACAGCGUAAAGAUUUACAAAAUGUUGACUCUUGCUUUGUAAUUAUUAGUAGUCAUGGUAAAAAAGGAGAAGAGAAUUACACGGAAAUAGAAGGUGUAGAUCAUUACUAUGAACGUAAAUAUACAAAAGUCUUUUGUUCAGAUAUCAUAGACUGUUUCACAUCAGAAGCUUGUCCUUACUUAGCGGAAAAACCAAAAGUAUUUAUUUUUCAAUUAUGUCGAGGUGACAAGAGACAAACCAUUACACAUAUACCUGAACAGGUAACGGAUUCAUCUGACAAUCAUACAGUUAUGAACAAUCCUAGAUCCAUUCUUAAAGAAAAACCAACUAGAAAUUAUUCCGAUUUCUUAAUUGCAUAUGCUACAUUACCAGGAUAUGUUGCCUUUCGAAAUAAUAUAACUGGUAGUUGGUUUAUACAAAUAUUUUGUGAGGUUUUUAUGAAUUAUGCUCAUGACCAUCAUCUGUGUGAUUUAUUAAAAUUAGUCGAUUCAAGGCUGAAAAAUGUGACACAUUCUGGUGGUUGUCAAACAGUAGUGGUUGAAACGAAGGGUUUUCAUAAAUACUGUUUCCUCAAUCCUGGCUUUUUUGGGAAUGAAAAAAAGCAAUAAUAAUUAAAAAUUAAUAACAAUAUAUUUUAAUGUUAAGUUGUAAUAAACAUAACAGAGAAAUUAUUUAAAUAAUGUUAUCUGUAACAAACAUAUAUAUUUUAUACGGA
Messenger RNA from Vespula pensylvanica (western yellowjacket), 1402 nucleotides. RefSeq names its product caspase Dronc-like (gene Dronc). The record is from RefSeq and is a predicted model, not a curated record. The coding region runs from base 9 to 1295 and encodes 428 amino acids. Gene Ontology annotation, molecular function: cysteine-type endopeptidase activity. Gene Ontology annotation, biological process: proteolysis. The transcript has 6 exons. Lineage: Eukaryota; Metazoa; Arthropoda; Insecta; Hymenoptera; Vespidae.